This is a messenger RNA of Anisakis simplex (herring worm), 1476 nucleotides long. Lineage: Eukaryota; Metazoa; Nematoda; Chromadorea; Rhabditida; Anisakidae. The record is from the annotation of a GenBank genome assembly.
AUGAAUGUUCCACUAGGUGUGUCUCGGCUUGGAGUGCAACGGACGCUGAUGAUGAGUACUAUUCCGGCUAUUUUGGGAUGCAUUCUUCAGUUCACCACAAGAAUAGCAACUGAAUCCGGUCUGACGAUGUUUGUAAGUGUGUUGUGCGUUGGACGCUUCCUGGUUGGCAUUCAUGCCGGGUCUUCGCUUUGCCUCUUCCCAGUAUUCAUCGCCGAAAUAUCGCCAGUAAAAUAUCGGAGUUUCUUAUCAACAUUUCAGGUUCAUAUUCUUGCCAUUGACUACUACAGUAUGCGUAAAGAUGACGUUUUAACGCCUCAAUAUCUACUGAUUUAUUUGGUAUUUACACGUCAUUGUGAUCAGCAAUUAUUUAUUGCUAACAAUAAGCAAGUUUUUCAAGCUUUAUGUACUCUAAUCGGAUUUGUGACUGGAAGUGAACAUUUAAUAAACAUGGGCGAAUAUCGAUUCGAAUGGAUGCAAAUGGUUGCUGUUUUACCUUCAGUUGCAUUCUUUAUAAUGCUCAUAUUCUUACCGAAGUCACCUCGAGACUGCUUGGUUCGCAUCAAGGAUAGUGAUAAAGAAAAUCAGGAUUUGAUGUAUAGAAGGUGUUUGAUGAGUGCUAAGAAGACUGAAACGUCAUCAUUUCUAGCAAACAAAUCAAUAAAAUUUUAUUACGGUCAUGAUGAUGCGGAUAAUAUAAAUGAUGCGUUAUUGGCUGAGAAUGCGGAAUCGACAUGUUGCGAUGAGAGCUGGAAUUGGGUUACUGUUAAGGGACUUAUCUUGGGAUGUGUUGCUGCUAUGUCGUUCGCGUUUACCGGCGAUGAUAUUAUCGAUCAAUUUUCUGCUCAUAUCAUUCAUAAUGUUGACAAAACUAAGAAGAGUAUUGGAAGCGAUCUACGAUCUGAUUUGCUAACGAUUUUUCUUGGAGCAAUUCUCUUCGUUACGAGUACUUUUGGAUCGUUUCUGAUAGAUAAGUAUGGCCGUCGUCGUUUGAUGCUAGCUGGCUUGGUUGGCACGAGCAUUUCGAAUGGUAUUGUUUUAAUCAACAAAAUUAUUCCAUCACCAUCAUUAACGGUAACUGCGUUUGCAAUAACAAAGUGUUUCAUUGGACUCGGUGCAGGAGCUCCGGCAUGGUUUCUGACAUCAGAGUUAGUGCCACCAAGAAUGAUGUCAAUAUGUCAAGCAAUUAGUACGGGUCUCCUCCUCAUUGUUACCGGAAUAAUAACUCUAUUCUAUCUUGAACUCGAACUGUCGUUGUCCGUCAUAUCUUUUGUCAUUUUAGCAUCGGGACCAGCAAUGUGUUCUGCAUUCAUAUUGUUCCUCUUUCUGCCAGAAACACGAAACAAAAACUAUACACAAGUUUCAAGUGAACUGAGUGGACAUUUCUUCUCAGGAUUGAGUGAAUCGAAACCGCCUCAAACAGCAACUUCUCAUUAUGGAUCGCUAGAGGACAAUGAUCAGUUGCAGUCAUUAAUUUGA